Molecule: messenger RNA, 2112 nt
Organism: Microthlaspi erraticum
Lineage: Eukaryota; Viridiplantae; Streptophyta; Magnoliopsida; Brassicales; Brassicaceae
Source: the annotation of a GenBank genome assembly
AUGGAGCAAGAGAAAAGCUUGGAUCCACAACUAUGGCAUGCUUGUGCAGGAUCAAUGGUUCAAAUCCCUUCAGUCAAUUCAACGGUCUUCUACUUCGCUCAAGGCCAUAUCGAACACGCUCACGCGCCUCACGAUUUCCACGCGCCGCACGUCCCGCCUUUGAUCCUCUGCCGCGUCGUCGCCGUCAAGUUCCUAGCCGACGCAGAGACGGACGAAGUCUUCGCCAAAAUCACGCUUCUGCCACUACCGGGAAACGACUUGGAUCUCGAAAACGACGCCGUUCUGGGUCUAACUCCGUCUCCUGACGGUAAUAACGGUAGCGGUAACGACAAACCGGCGUCUUUCGCCAAAACGCUGACGCAGUCAGACGCUAACAACGGCGGCGGUUUCUCCGUUCCGCGUUACUGCGCCGAGACGAUUUUCCCGCGGCUUGAUUACACGGCUGAGCCUCCGGUGCAGACCGUGAUCGCCAAAGACAUCCACGGCGAGACUUGGAAAUUCCGGCAUAUCUACAGAGGAACGCCUCGCCGUCAUCUUCUCACCACCGGCUGGAGCACUUUCGUCAACCAGAAGAAACUAAUCGCCGGCGACUCAAUCGUCUUCCUCCGCUCAGAAUCCGGCGACCUCUGCGUCGGAAUUCGCCGCGCCAAACGCGGCGGUCUCGGAUCUACUGGCUUAGGAUCCGAAACCAACAGCCCUUACCCCGGAUUCUCAGGCUUCCUCCGCGACGACGAAACAACAACAACAACAAAGCUAAUGAUGAUGAAACGCAACGGAAACGAGGCAAACGCCGUUCCUGGAGGGAGAGUCAGAGUGGAAGCAGUAGCGGAAGCGGUGGCGCGUGCGGCGCGUGGACAAGCGUUCGAGGUGGUUUACUACCCACGCGCGAGCACGCCGGAGUUUUGCGUCAAAGCAGCUGACGUGAGAUCAGCCAUGAGGAUAAGGUGGUGCAGCGGUAUGCGUUUUAAAAUGGCGUUUGAAACAGAGGACUCUUCAAGAAUCAGUUGGUUCAUGGGAACAAUCUCCGCCGUUCAAGUCGCCGAUCCAAUCCGUUGGCCUAAUUCCCCAUGGCGUCUCCUCCAGGUAGCUUGGGACGAACCGGAUUUGCUGCAAAACGUGAAACGCGUAAGUCCGUGGUUAGUCGAAUUGGUAUCGAACAUGCCAACGAUCCAUCUUUCACCAUUCUCUCCGAGGAAGAAGAUUCGGAUUCCACAGCCGUUCGAUUUCCCUUUCGACGGCAACAAAUUCCCGAUCUUCACCCCUGGAUUCACCAACAAUGGCGAAUCCAUGUGUUAUCUGUCAUCAAACGACAACAACAACAACAACGCUCCUGCAGGUAUACAGGGAGCCAGGCAAGCUCAACAACUCUUCGGAUCAACGUCUCCGUCUUUGUUGUCUGAUCUCAAACUCAGUAGUUACUCCGGUAACAACAAGUCUUCUUCUCCGGCGAUGUUUCUCUCCGGUUUUAACCAGAGGCAUCGUUACGAUAACAUCAUGUCCCGUACAGUCACAGAGAGUAAUCACAACAACAAUAACAUUUCUUGUUCUUUAACGAUGGGUAAUCCCGGUUUAGUUGGGGACAAGAAGAAGUCCGGUUCGGUUAAGACUCACCAGUUUUUGCUGUUCGGUCAACCGAUUCUAACCGAACAGCAAGUUUUGAAACGGUCUUUGGAAGAAGAGGCGGUGGUGGCCGAGGAGAAAGGUUCGGGUUCCGGUUCGGCGGCGGCUAGUGGGUUAACAUGGAAUUACGGUUUGGAGGGACUCGAGACCGGUCAUUGUAAAGUGUUCAUGGACUCUGAGGAUGUUGGACGAACGCUCGAUCUUUCGGUUAUUGGCUCGUACCAAGAGUUGUACCGGAAAUUAGCCGAGAUGUUUCGUAUUGAAGAGAGGUCGGAUUUGUUGACCCAUGUUGUGUACCGAGACGCAAAUGGUGUUAUCAAACGCAUUGGCGACGAACCUUUCAGUGAUUUUAUGAGAGUGACAAAGCGGCUAACGAUUAAGAUGGAUAUUGGUGGAGACAAUGUGAGAAAGACGUGGAUAACCGGGAUCAGGAAUGGUGAAAACGGUAUAGACGCUUCUACUAACACCGGUCCUCUCAGCAUCUUCGCUUGA